Messenger RNA from Geodia barretti, 332 nucleotides. The record is from the annotation of a GenBank genome assembly. NCBI's taxonomy places the organism in Eukaryota, Metazoa, Porifera, Demospongiae, Tetractinellida, Geodiidae.
ACAAAUUAACCCGCUCACUACGGGUUACGUGCAAUCCUCGACGAAAACAAAAUGGCGUUUGGAAACGCAGUCUACAAUGCGCUGUUUCGUCGGACGUCCACCUUUGCUCUGACUGCUGUAUUGGGCGGCGUUGUGUUUGAACGGUGGUAUAGCAGUUGGUCAGACUCAAUGUGGGAGAGAAUUAACAGAGGGAAACUGUGGAAGGAUAUUGCGCACAACUACGAAGAAGCAGACGAAUAGACUUAUGCUGAACAUCCGACUGUGUUGUGCACAUAUUAUAGACCAUUUCAUCUCUUGUAGUUCUGUCAUUGGUUAUAAAGUGGGUCAAACGU